CUAUUGCACGAAUGUGAUGGCAUUUGCUACGUGGAAUUGUCCUACUCUACUAAAGACGGGUUGUAAACAUUGCAAUCCUACUAUAAGAAAUAACAAUACCAACAGACUUUUGAGAGUUAUUUGGAUAUCCAGGUUCCAAUCUGUCAACGGUUAUCUCCAGAAAAUGGUGGUAAAAAGUGAAAGGGCAACGGGUCAAAGUUUUCAAGAAGUAGUGAUUGGAAACGGACGCAUUGGAAGCUUGCUUGCACGUGCUCCAGGUAUGAAAGAACCUGUUGUGGUAACAAGGGGAGAAAGUAUACCAGCAGAUGGUUAUGGACCUAUUUAUGUUUGUACGAGGAACGAUGACCUGGAUAGCAUAGUGGCAAGAACCCCAUCAGAUAGAAGACCAGACCUCGUCUUCAUUCAGAAUGGAAUGAUUCAAACUUUUUUGGAGGAGAGAAACAUUCAAAAUAAUACUCAAGCUCUAAUAUAUUUUGCCGUAGCCAGUAAGGGAGAUUCUCCAGUGGAUGGUGGUGGUACAGUCGUUUAUGGAAAGUGGGCAGAAGCUUUUGCUCAACGAGUUUGUUCGUUGGGUUGUAAAUGUUCAGUUGUUGAAGAUAAAACUGAAUUUAUCAAAAAAAUGGUCGAGAAGCUAUUAUGGAUUUGUGUUAUGGGACCCCUUUGUGCCACGUCUCAUUUUACUUGUGGACAAGUAGUAGCUAACGAAACCUGCUUGCGUGACUUGGAAGAUUUGGUCAACGAAUUGAAGCCAAUUGCGGAGGAGGUUUUACGUAUAAAAUUAGAUGAUGGAGUUGUUUCACGUAUCGUGGAGUAUAGCAACAAAGUGUCAGAUUAUCGAGCAGGAGUGAAAGAAAUUGCUUGGAGAAAUGGUUGGUUUUUGGAAAGAAAGAAAACUCCUUUGCAUGUUUCUUAUAUGAAAAACUUUAUCGGUUGAAACGACCAAUAAAAGAAGUAUAAACCUU
This is a messenger RNA of Galdieria sulphuraria, 962 nucleotides long. RefSeq lists its product as uncharacterized. Bases 17 to 934 code for a protein of 305 amino acids. Lineage: Eukaryota; Rhodophyta; Bangiophyceae; Galdieriales; Galdieriaceae. Gene Ontology annotation, molecular function: oxidoreductase activity. The record is from RefSeq and is a predicted model, not a curated record. The transcript is spliced from 2 exons.